Nestor notabilis (Kea) is the source of this 763-nucleotide messenger RNA. RefSeq names its product BCL2/adenovirus E1B 19kDa interacting protein 3 (gene BNIP3). Gene Ontology annotation, cellular component: mitochondrial envelope; mitochondrial outer membrane; nucleus. The annotation marks the transcript as partial. The record is from RefSeq and is a predicted model, not a curated record. Gene Ontology annotation, biological process: mitochondrial outer membrane permeabilization; positive regulation of apoptotic process. NCBI's taxonomy places the organism in Eukaryota, Metazoa, Chordata, Aves, Psittaciformes, Psittacidae. The transcript is spliced from 7 exons.
GAGAAAAGAGCUGCUGGCCUCGCAGGAGGCUGUGGCAGGGCCACCCCAGCACUGGGUGUUCUGCCCUCGUGAGCAGGCAGAAGCUGAGGAGGGACGUGCCAAAGAGCAGCAAGGAGAGGUGGACUGGGAGCGAGCUGGUCCUCGCAGGAAUGGUGGAUCUUCAGUCUCUCCACAGAAGGAACAUCUUCAAGGUUCCUGGGUGGAACUGCACUUCAGCAGCAAUGGCAAUGGGAGCACCGUCAGUGCAGGGAGCCAGGAGCAAGUGCCAGCCUCCAUUUCCAUUCACAACGGUGACAUGGAGAAGAUACUCCUUGAUGCUCAACACGAAUCUGGAAGGAGCAGCUCGAGAGAGAGCUCACACUGUGACAGCCCUCCUCGUUCCCAGACACCCCAGGACAGCCACAGAGCUUUGGAAAUAGAGAGUCACAGCAGUGGAGAAAAGAACAGCUUUCAGUCUGAAGAAGAUUUCCUUGAAAGGAGGAGGGAAGUGGAAAGGCUCCUGAAGAAGAAUGCGGACUGGAUUUGGGAUUGGUCCAGCAGGCCGGAGAACAUCCCCCCAAAGGAGUUCCUUUUCAAGCACCCCAGGCGCACGGCCACCCUGAGCAUGAGGAACACCAGUGUGAUGAAGAAAGGGGGCAUAUUCUCAGCAGAAUUCCUGAAGGUUUUCCUCCCAUCUCUGCUGCUUUCCCACUUGCUCGCCAUCGGACUGGGGGUGUACAUCGGGCGGCGCCUGACGACCACAGCUUCCAGCAGCGCGUUUUAG